Insectozyma verbasci is the source of this 1548-nucleotide messenger RNA. Lineage: Eukaryota; Fungi; Ascomycota; Pichiomycetes; Serinales; Debaryomycetaceae. The record is from the annotation of a GenBank genome assembly.
AUGACUUCAUCUGCUGUUUCGAGAUUAUCAGUGAUAUCAAAUCAUAUAACUGGUAAUAAUACUAACAAUGAAUCUAGAGGUGAUAUCGGUUUAAUCGGUUUAGCGGUUAUGGGUCAAAAUUUGAUCUUAAACAUGGCUGAUCAUGGUUACACAGUUGUUGCAUACAACAGAACCACAUCGAAAGUUGAUCAUUUCUUGGAAAAUGAAGCUAAAGGUAAAUCAAUUCUUGGUGCUCAUUCAAUUAAAGAAUUAUGUGAAAAAUUAAAAAGACCAAGAAGAAUUAUGUUAUUAGUUAAAGCAGGUGCUCCUGUUGAUUCAUUUAUUGAUCAAUUAUUACCAUACUUGGAAAAAGGUGAUAUUAUUAUUGAUGGUGGUAACUCACAUUUCCCAGAUACAAAUAGAAGAUAUGACGAAUUACAAACAAAAGGUAUUGAAUUUGUUGGUUCAGGUGUUUCUGGUGGUGAAGAAGGUGCAAGAACAGGUCCUUCAUUAAUGCCAGGUGGUUCACAAGCUGCUUGGCCACACAUUAAAAGCAUUUUUCAAGAUAUUGCUGCUAAAACCGAUGGUGAACCAUGUUGUGAUUGGGUCGGUCCUGCAGGAGCUGGUCAUUACGUUAAAAUGGUUCAUAAUGGUAUUGAAUAUGGUGAUAUGCAAUUAAUUUGUGAAGCUUAUGAUAUAAUGAAAAGAAUUGGUAAAUUUUCCAAUAAAGAAAUGGGUGAUGUUUUUGCUAAAUGGAAUAAAGGUGUUUUAGAUUCAUUUUUAGUUGAAAUUACAAGAGAUAUUAUGUAUUUUAACGAUCCAAAUGAUAACACUCCAUUAGUUGAAAAAAUUUUAGAUACUGCUGGUCAAAAAGGUACUGGUAAAUGGACUGCUGUUAAUGCUUUAGAUUUAGGUAUUCCAGUUACAUUAAUUGGUGAAGCUGUUUUUGCAAGAUGUUUAUCAGCUAUGAAACAUGAAAGAGUUGAAGCUUCUAAAAAAUUACAAGGUCCAGAAAUUACUGGUGAAUCACCAAUUAAAGAUAAAGAAGCAUUUGUUGAUGAUUUAGAACAAGCUUUAUAUGCUUCAAAAAUUAUUUCAUAUACUCAAGGUUUUAUGUUGAUGAACCAAGCUGCAAAAGAUUAUAAAUGGAAAUUGAAUAAUGCAGGUAUUGCUUUAAUGUGGAGAGGUGGUUGUAUUAUUAGAUCAGUCUUUUUAGGUGAAAUUACUGCUGCUUAUAAAGAAAAUCCAUUGUUGGAAAACUUGUUAUUCCAUCCAUUCUUUGACAAAGCUAUUAUUAAAGCUCAAAAAGGUUGGAGAUCAACUUUAGGUAAAGCUAUUGAAUAUGGUAUUCCAACUCCAGCAUUUUCAACUGCUUUAGCUUUCUAUGAUGGUUUAAGAUCAGAAAGAUUACCAGCUAAUUUAUUACAAGCUCAAAGAGAUUACUUUGGUGCUCAUACUUUCCAAGUCUUACCAGGUAAAGAAAAUGAAUUAUUACCAAAAGAUAAAUGGGUUCAUAUUAACUGGACCGGUAGAGGUGGUGACGUCUCUGCUUCAAGUUAUGACGCUUAA